AUGGAGGGUUUAUUCUUCAACGUCAACAGCGGCUACAUUGAGGGCAUCGUUCGUGGAUACAGGAACGGCCUUCUUACCGGCUCCAACUAUGCCAACCUGACGCAGUGCGAAACCAUCGAUGAUCUCAAGUUGCAACUCGGACCUGCGUACGGCGACUUCCUCGGCAACCUCCCUCCCAACCCCUCAACAUCAGCUCUCGCCGCGAAGACGACCGACAAACUUGUCUCCGAAUUCCGCUAUGUUCGCGCCAAUGCUGUCGGCUCGCUUGCCCAGUUCAUGGACUACCUCACCUACGGUUACAUGAUCGACAAUGUUGCCCUGCUGAUUACCGGCACCCUUCACGAACGAGACACCCGCGAGCUUCUCGAGAGAUGCCAUCCCCUCGGCUGGUUCGAGACGAUGCCAGUCCUGUGCGUCGCGACGAAUAUCGAGGAGCUUUACAACAGUGUUUUGAUUGAGACACCGCUUGCCGCCUACUUCAAGGGCAGUCUUAGCCACCAGGAUCUCGACGAGCUUAACAUCGAGAUUGUCCGAAACACGCUGUACAAGAACUACUUGGAGGACUUCCACAACUUUGUCAACACCCACCCUGACAUGGCAGGCUCGCCGACGGCUGAGGUGAUGUCAGAGAUCCUGGAGUUCGAGGCCGACCGCCGUGCGAUCAAUAUCACGCUCAACUCCUUCGGCACGGAGCUUAACAAGAAUGACCGCAAGAAGUUGUACCCCAGCUUUGGUAAGCUGUACCCGGAGGGAACCUUGAUGCUCUCUAGAGCGGAAGACUUUGAGGGCGUCCGUCUUGCGGUUGACGGAGUUGGCGACUACAAGAGCUUCUUCGAGGCAGCCGGUCUCGGCGGCGGCCCGUCUGGCCCGGGUAACCAGGGCGGCGGCUCAAGCUCCGACGGCAAGAGCCUUGAGGACAUGUUUUACCAAAAGGAGAUGGAGAUCUCCAAGAGCGCAUUCACUCAGCAAUUCACUUUCGCCAUCGUCUAUGCGUGGGUGAGACUCCGUGAGCAGGAAAUCCGCAACAUCACCUGGAUUGCCGAGUGCAUAGCCCAGAACCAGAAAGACCGGAUUGGCAACUACAUCAGCGUAUUCUGA
Molecule: messenger RNA, 1098 nt
Organism: Colletotrichum fioriniae
Lineage: Eukaryota; Fungi; Ascomycota; Sordariomycetes; Glomerellales; Glomerellaceae
Source: RefSeq, a predicted model, not a curated record